UAAACCUGCCCUAAUUUCCACCACCCUGGUUGCACACCCGGCCAAAGGAAAGUAUUCCGAGCAGAACAAUAUUAUUAGAAUUCGACUUCAUCAUCUCGCAGUCAUCUCGUCCCGUCCACUCCAAAACCCUUGCUUCUUUUCUCCCGUAUUUUUCCCUGUCUUCUAAAAAACAACCCAAACCGCAAAAAUGGACGCCAUCAAGAAGAAAAUGCAGGCUAUUAAGCAGGAGAAGGAUCACGCCAUGGAUCGCGCCGACGCGAUGGAGCAGACCGCGCGGGACGCCAACGUGCGCGCGGACCGCGCGCAGGAUGAAGUCGAUUCUCUGAAGAAGCGAAUUCUGCAAGUCGAGCAGGAAUUUUCCCAAGCGAAACAAACCCUGGAAACGGUCACGACCACGUUGGAAACCAAGGAGAAGACGUUGCAAGCCGCGGAAACGGAGAUGGCCUCGCUCGGCAGGAAGGUGCAAGGAAUUGAGGAAACUUUCGAAAAAACGGAGGAAAAUUUGAAAAAGACGGAACUCUCGUUGGAAACCACGGCCCAGUUGCAUGACGAUUCCGAACGUAUGCGAAAAGUGUUGGAAAAUCGUGCAGUGACGGAUGACGAGAGGAUGAAGGAUUUGGAAGCGAAGGUGAAGGAGGCGACCGGUCUGGCAGAAGAGGCGGAUCGAAAAUACGAUGAAGUUGCCAAAAAGCUCGUCAUGGUAGAGCAGGACGUCGAAAUGGCUGAGGAUCGCGUCUCAUCCGGAGAAACCAAAAUCCUCGAGUUAGAGGAGGAAUUAAAGGUUGUCGGAAACAACUUGAAAUCUCUCGAAGUUUCUGAAGAAAAGGCCAACCAGCGAGAAGUUGAUUAUAAGAAACAGAUUAAAGUUUUGUCCACCAAGUUGAAGGAGUCUGAGGCUCGUGCCCAAUUUGCGGAAAAUACGGUGCAGAGACUACAAAAGGAGGUGGAUCGUGUGGAAGGAGAGUUGACCAAUGAACAAGAAAAAUACAAAGGAAUCAUUGGCGAGUUGGACGCCACCUACUCAGAAAUGACCGGCUAUUAG
Folsomia candida is the source of this 1042-nucleotide messenger RNA. RefSeq names its product tropomyosin. The record is from RefSeq and is a predicted model, not a curated record. Gene Ontology annotation, molecular function: actin filament binding. Gene Ontology annotation, cellular component: actin filament. Gene Ontology annotation, biological process: actin filament organization; muscle contraction. Lineage: Eukaryota; Metazoa; Arthropoda; Collembola; Entomobryomorpha; Isotomidae. The transcript has 7 exons. The coding region runs from base 188 to 1042 and encodes 284 amino acids.